UUAAAGGGAUGUUGAAUUCCUCGGCAUUCCGAGUUUCUUUGCUUAUGGCUUCUCAGCACAAGUUUCGCAUCCAUGAAGUUGCAGAUACGACGCUGCAGAAAAUCGCAGUGAAAAGAGCAAGGACAAUGAGCACGGACUCCUCCAUCAAAGACCAUUUUUCCAUAUACGUGGACUACCUUAAUCAGCUUAAUGAAAAACGGGAGAGAGUGGUAAAAGCAAGUCGUGAUAUCACCAUUAACAGUAAAAAAGUCAUAUUUCAGGUGCACAGACUCAGUAAAACCAACAGAGAGGAAGUUCUUGAUAAGGCAGAAAAGGAUUUAGCAGUAGUGAGAGAUCGAUAUGUUUCUCAACUGGCAAAAGAACUACAAGGGACCGAUUUUUGGAAGCUGAGACGAGCAUACUCUCCUGGGGUGCAAGAAUACAUUGAGGCUGCAACAUUUUACGAAUUCUGCAGAACUGGGACCCUUUUGAAACUUGAUGAGAUAAAUGCUACAUUAUUACCACUCAGCAAUCCAUCAAUUGAACCAUUGCAAAUCAAUGUUCUUGACUAUAUCUUGGGAGUUGCAGACUUAACAGGAGAGUUGAUGCGGUUGGCAAUAGGCCGAAUAUCAGAUGGAGAACUUGAAUAUGCUCAGAAGAUCUGUCAUUUUGUUCGUGAUAUUUACAGGGAGCUGACCCUUAUUGUCCCACGCAUGGAUGAUAGUUAUGAUAUGAAAACAAAAAUGGACACAAUGCUCCAAAGUGUGGUCAAAAUAGAGAAUGCUUGCUUCAGCGUUCAUGUGAGAGGAUCAGAGUAUAUUCCG
This is a messenger RNA of Carica papaya (papaya), 803 nucleotides long. RefSeq names its product Translin family protein. Gene Ontology annotation, molecular function: sequence-specific DNA binding. The record is from RefSeq and is a predicted model, not a curated record. Lineage: Eukaryota; Viridiplantae; Streptophyta; Magnoliopsida; Brassicales; Caricaceae.